AGUGAUGCUCACAGUCAAUGGGCACCUAUUGAGUCUGUUUACGCCAUUGCGACACUGCUUGUUUCUUGUUCAACAAAUCCUCCACUCAACACCACUGCUCCACGGCCGCCUUUUGCUCGUCGGGAUCGACGCGCCCCGAAGAGGGUCGUGUCACGGACUGAGAGCUGAUACUGCUUUCAGAUGUCCAACCAGCCACUUGCUCCAUCUUGUGCUACUCCCUUGCGCACAACCACAACGGCCGAUUCAGUCCUCUCUCGUCGGUAUCAUGAAUUGAUCGUCCAGCAUCUUCAACAUGUUGCUUGCUCUCUUCUGGCUCUAGCCUCUCUCACUAUAGCUAAUGUAUACCUCAAGAGUCCUCCUUGCGUUUGGCUCGUCUGGCUAGACGUAACUCAGACUCUGUGGGGCUUGUCCUUGUUUCUUGUCUCACUGCUUUUCACUCUAGCCGAAGAUAGGGAGACAGCCUUCUGCUGCCUUAUUUCAUAUUCACCAAUUUCGUACUUUGAUUGGACCAUCUAUAACUACCUCUCCUGUUAUCUAGUGUCUUCGAGGAGACUUCGCUCUGGUCUACCUAGUCAUUCCUCAGCCCAUUCGUUACAAAUCGCAUUAUUGUGUGCCUUUAUCAUCGGCAGUCUGCUUACAGAACGCUGUCACCUGGCCGCUCAUGCUACACAUCCGAACCCAAAUGCAAGAUGCUGCAGGAUCUCGAUAAGAGCAAGAACAUCUGCUCAGCAGCAUAAAGUAUGUGAGGACAGAUGAGCAUGCUGAAGCACUACAUCGAACAGUACAACGACUGAAGCAAAGCUUGAUGCCUCCUUUUGAUCCCAGAUGGACUCGACCUGACUUGGCGACAGUGAUUAUUGUCGGUUUGACACUUGCUUGCAAUUGCCGAUACCAG
Protomyces lactucae-debilis is the source of this 895-nucleotide messenger RNA. RefSeq lists its product as uncharacterized. The transcript has 2 exons. The record is from RefSeq and is a predicted model, not a curated record. Lineage: Eukaryota; Fungi; Ascomycota; Taphrinomycetes; Taphrinales; Protomycetaceae. Bases 181 to 756 code for a protein of 191 amino acids.